AGGCACCAGACCGGACUGGGUAUGAACUGUCUUCUCAGUCCAAAGUACAAACACUCCGGACCGGGUCUCACCAGCCCUCAGGAGUUCAACCAGUGGCUUCCUUACCGCCACGAUGCCAGUUUACUGCCCAUGAAAGAAGACCUGGCCAACUGGUUCAACACCACAAUGGGUGUGGAGCUCACAGCAGACAGUCUGAUGGAGAGGUUAGAUAACGGUGUUCUCCUCUGUCAGAUGGCACAGCUGCUCCAGGAGAAGAUGAUCCACGGCAACAGUGGCAAGCCCUUUGUUAGGAGAGUGAUCCACUGGCGAGCUGAUGCAACCUCUGGAUCGUUUUUCGCCCGGGACAACACAGCCAACUUCCUUUACUGGUGUCGAAAGAUUGGCGUUGAUGAGGCUUACCUGUUUGAGUCAGAGGAUUUGGUUCUCCACAAGCAGCCUCGCGAGGUGUGUCUGUGCCUGAUGGAGCUGGGACGGAUCGCAGCCAGGUACGGAGUGGAGCCUCCAGGCCUGGUGAAGUUGGAGAGGGAGAUAGAGAGGGAGGAGAGGGAGGAGAGGGGCUGCUUAUCUCCAUCGUCCCCUCUGCCAUUCUUCUUUUUUCCCACUACAUUAUUGUAUUCACCAUCCCAGUCAUCCCUGCCCUCGGCCCCCUCUCCUCCUCCUCCUCCUCCUCCUCCUCCUCCUCCUCCUCCUCCUCCUCCUCCUCCUCCUCCUCCUCCUCCUCCUCCUCCACCUGUGCCACUCACUCCAACUACGACCUGUUUGUUCGAGCCACUCGCCGCAUCCCUCGCCUCUGAUCUUCCAUCAACAAACCCAGUGCCUACGUGUUCAUCCCCCUCUCCGCCCUGCACCUCAGCCUCUCACCCUUGUACAACCACAGCCUCAACACAAACACCUUUGUUCUCUUCAUCCCGCUCCACUAACGCACCUGCUUCGACGCCGCUGUCAGCGCCCUCGCCAGGACAAACCCUUGUACCCACCGCCAAAGCUCCAGUAAACAACGACCCGCCAACAGUGACGCCCCCAAUCAGCUCCCCACCUGCAGCCCCGACUCCUCGGUCCUCUGGCAAAUCCACGUGCAGGAGGAGCGCAGGCACCAACAACAUAUUGGAUGAUAUUGUGAGGAACAUUAUUGAGAAUCCGCCCUGCAGCUGUCCGACCAGGUUCCUGGUGGAGAAGCAACCUAAAGGCUGCUACCGCAUUGGAGAAAAAAUUCUGUAUAUACGCAUGCUGAAUGAGCGUCAUGUGAUGGUGCGUGUAGGCGGCGGCUGGGAGACCUUUCUAAGUUACCUGCAGAAACACGACCCCUGCAGAGGAGGACCGGCCGGCAGGUCUGAGGUCAGGGCCUGUCGGUACAAGGCCAAGUCGCCCAGUUUGAACAUCUCACCUGACAGCUACAUGGUGGUCGGCGCACAUUACCGCAGCAAGAAGUAG
Molecule: messenger RNA, 1431 nt
Organism: Limanda limanda (common dab)
Lineage: Eukaryota; Metazoa; Chordata; Actinopteri; Pleuronectiformes; Pleuronectidae
Gene: gas2b
Product: growth arrest-specific 2b
Exons: 7
Coding region: 22-1431 (469 amino acids)
Biological process (GO): actin crosslink formation
Cellular component (GO): actin filament
Molecular function (GO): cytoskeletal adaptor activity; microtubule binding; actin filament binding
Source: RefSeq, a predicted model, not a curated record